GCUUGCAGGAUUGCAUUCUUGAAUUUCCCUUUGGGGAUUUAUAAAGUUCUUAUUGCAUCCUUUCUUCUCCUUUCCGUUUGCCAGCCAAAUAUCAAUCAAUGUAAACCACAGAGACACGCAAAGUAUGUAGUUGAUGACAAUAUCACAUAGGUUCAUCAUGUAAAAUCUGUUAGUCGGUUUGCAAUAAUGACAGAGUGAAACCUAACAGACCGAAGCAAAUGUAUGUAAUGUAACAAAAACAUGGAUCUUGGUCCGUAUCUUGGGCCGGACUUUUAGGUGUUAAAACAUCCUGAGUGUACUCGAAAUAAAGCACAUGACUGAACGAGCUGUAUGGAUCAGAUUUGUAUUUUAAAGAGUUGGACUGCUGACCAAGUUGAAAUAAAGACACCUCUGCACAGUCUAAAUGUGUCACUGUGUGUGUGUGUUAGUGUGUGUUCACCCUUAUGUACUUCUGUUUCACCAUAUGUGUGUGUCCCAUUAAGAGCCAAUGAGAUGAAGGCCCAGGGGAGCAGCUAAAUGAAGAGGGUCAUCAGUCUGAGGCUGCUUUCUGCUGUCAGCACAGAGACACAGAGGGGAGUAGAGGGGGAGGGGGAUCUGUGGACAAUAAUAUCUGGAUUUAAAAAAGGACAGGGGGGGCACAUUUAGCUUUCAGUCAUAGCUCAAACAUCAGACUGACAGACUUCUAAUAAUUGAUGAAAAAAGGAGAGAAAACAAUCCAGAUUCUGGUGAAAUCCUGGGAAUAAAUUACUCAUCUGUAUUCCGAUCUGAGUGGAUUAUCAUGAGGUGAGGAACGUCUAACAUUCCUCUCAUCAUCACCUGUAGGCCUGCCACUCCAAGCUCUCAAAAAAUGAUGAAAUUUGGGUAAAGACAUUAGUGGAGUAAUCCAGUUUGAGAUUAGAGGUCAAAGGGGGCUCUAAUCUGGUGGUUUGAGAUGUAAGAGGGAAAGUUUAAUCCCCGCUUCAGCCGUGCAUGGAGGAUUUUGAUUAAAGCGACCCCUCUGUCGUGACAUGACACAUGAAUAUGGGCUAAUAUACAGCAUGUCUGCAUUGUUCCUGAUGGAAAAACACGGUCAGAUGGAGCUGAUGGUUUAGAAAAAUGAAUGUUAAUGAGAGAGGACAGAAGUGCUAUUGUUUAAAUGGGGUCUGUAAUGUUUAAUCACUUUAUAUCCACAACAAUAUCCUGUUUUUUUUUCUCAUUUAAUGAAAGCCGGAGACGGACAGAGAGCAUUAUGAUUCAGACAAAUCCAUGACAGAGCUGCUUAGGGUUCAUUUUUUUUAUUGUUAGCCAUGCAUUUGGGGAAAACAGAUUUGCAGAGCGUCCAAAAACCUCAAUAAAACCCGCCCUUUUGCUCAGACUUCAUGAGAUUCAUCCUUUUGUCCCCGAGAGCAGGUUUUUCUAAAAGGUGAAACAGGAAGCUGGAUGGGAUUAUUCCCAUAUUGCUGUCCCCUCUGUGUGUCUUUAAUCCCCUUGUAGAGAAUAUCUCUGCACAAACCCGGGAUAACAGAUUUAUCCUGGAUCAGGUCUGUGUCGUUACAUCGUCUCUGCUCUCAGAGGCCACAGGAGCAAUAAUCCAUCUCUCUGUGUAACUGCUACGCUCAACAAUGCAGCCAGCAGAUGUGUCUGCAAGGCUGCAGGAAAUGAGGACAGGCAUCCUGAUCCAGCAGGUAGUCUUAAUCUGCACACACACACAUACACACACACAUGCAUGCACGUUCAUGCACACAGUCUGUCUCUGCACAAUAAGCACUCAGACACGGACCUGUUGUCUCAGUUGGAAACAGACCUCAGUAUCAGCUCAUGUUUUAAACCUUGUGAACUUGACCAUGGCUUUGUCUCAGUUCCUCAAAUUUGCAGCUUUUGCUUGCAUCCUAACCCAGAGAUGGAUGGAGAGAUGCAAGGAAAUGAAGAGAGGAGACGUGAGACCUUCUUCACUCCCCUUGAGGCGACGUCCUUUUGUUUUCGUCCUUUACUCCCUCCAGCAGUCUCCUCUAUCCUCCAUCUUUGUCACCGUCAAAACAAAGUCUCUUCCGAACGUAUCCUCUCUGACAUAAAAGUCCUGAGGAGGUCUAUUAUCUCCUCUCUCUUUGUUUCCUCCAGAAGCCUCUUGUCUUUCCUUUCUCCUACUCUCUAAAAAAUGAUUCAUGGGUUAGUAAGUACAGCUCAAAAUCUUAUUAAUCUAAUAACUUCUAAAUUAAAUAAAAUAAAACAAUCUUAACUGAAUUAAAGAUGAAUUUUCAACAGAUACUUCUGCCUUAACUUAACAUAGAGGUGUAUGCAAGUAGCACAACUUAAAUUCUGAGUCCGUAUGACUUGCUCGGACAUGUUUAAUGUGAACACAUCAUGCACAUGUUUGUUGGAAGUAUAAGAUUAGAAGACAGACUGAGCAGAAUACAGAGUUGGAGAAACGCGUUUGCAAACUUUAUGGCUUGGUGAGGACAAUUUUAUUUUGUUUUAUUCACAGUAGCUAAUAACUGUAUUAGCAGACAGUACGACAGUCAUAGACUGUAUAAAUAAUGGACGCCAUCUGCCUCCUUGCUGAGUGACGCCACUGCGAGAACAGCGCCCUCUGGUGAAGGGCUGCAGUAUAGGUCAUAAAUCUCGCCUCAUCCAGCAAUCCCUAUGGAGCUGUGGACAAACUUUAGAAAUUAACUACACAGAAUAUAAUCCCCCUUAAUAUGGGGUAAGUUGAAAUAACUUGAAAAUAUCCGUACAAAUGGUAACAUCAGUUUUUUUUUCCUUAGGUCAGCACAUCAUUUUUUUGAGUGUGCUUUUCUUUAAGUUUUAAACGACUGUCACUGCAUUUGAAAAAUGCCUGGAACAGCAUGCAAAGCAUUUAAUAAUCUUAUGGAAAUGCAAAACCAAAAUGAGUCAAUUCAGAGCAUCUGGACCUAAAAUAGCAGCCAAUAGUCCUCCUCUGGUUCCCUCCGUGGUGCAAGGUAAAAUGGAUGUUAAAAUAGGCGUGUGUCUAAGGUGCAAUGGGCUUUCCUACACACAGUCAGUAGGGUUUACACUCUCAAUUUAGGUUAAAUGAGUUCAUGGAAGCUGAAAGGGUUCAUUCAAAAAAUGUUCAAUGUUUGCAGUACAAAUGUAUGAAUACUCAAAACAACUUCGUAAAUACACAAGUUUUUAAUUUCAAGUAACUUCAAGUAACUAGCAACUUGAGUUUUAAUUCAUUGAGUGCAGGAUGCAAACAGAAGCAUCACACCUGCACUAAGAGACUGUGUGUGUGUGUGUGUGUGUGUGUGUGUGUGUGUGUGUGUGUGUGUGUGUGUGUGUGUGUGUGUGUGUGUGUGUGUGUGUGUGCGUGUGUGUGUGCAUGCAUAAUCAUCCAUGCAUGCAGCUCUAAUCCUCCUCCCUGAGUGUUUCAUUCAUUUCAAUGUCAGAAAACAGACCUGCUCCUGGUUCUGUAGUAGAAGUCAGAUCAAUACAGAGUGUGAGGUGUUCAUGCUUCAGCUGACUGCAGACGGGUCAAUACCAAAAACACAUUGAGACGCCUUUUCACCAUUACACUUCAUUAUUAUUCCAUUAGAGGUAGAGGGAAACACUGCUGUCAGGGUGAAGUCAUGCAGCACCUGCAGGUCAGGCCCUGAACUCUCUGUAUGUUGUUUCUUCACCUUUCAGUGUGUUAAUCCUGGAGUUUAAAGAGGUUUCAGAGUGUGGCUCAGAUGAUUAUCUCCUCUCUACUGCGCUGAUUGUAACAUUAGCACCAGCAGGGAAUUAGGGCAGAUUAGAGUCAGCCUGGGGAGUUCAUUCAGCUCCAAAGUCUGUUCUUUAAACAUAAAAAAAAAACAGAGCAGGACCUCAAGAAAAAAAAGGCCACAAGAUGCAUCAAAUUAACUAGGAUGUGAAGCAAGUCUUCGAGCUUUAAUUUAAAACAGAAACUAUCCAUAAUCUCUUUAUUUAUCUCUACAGAUAAACCUGAACUUUCUGACUGGUUCGACAUCAAACCUGUUGUUAUGUGAUUGACCUCAUGAUACGAAAACAGGCAACGGUUCUAACUCCAUAAUAAGAUUGGCUCUCCACACAGGCCUGAGAUCAGCUCAUUAGUUUAUAGCUAUGUAAGUCAAAUGCUGUGUUCCAGUUGUCAUCGGAAGUCGGGAUUUCCCAGCUCCGAGUCGGAAAUUCAUCUGAAACGCCCCCCGAAGUCGGAUUUCCGACUCAGAAAGUCAGACGAUCCUUGACGACAGCAUCAUAUUUCAAGAUGGCAGCGCAGUGCAUCAACAGUAAAGAGUAACAGUAAAAGCUCUCGUAAUGUAUUAUUUAUUAGCACUUCUGUUUUGGUGAAAUUCAUUUUGGUGUUGUACUGCACAACGUCUAACUGAACAUGGUGCUAUGGUGUUUGUAAGAGUAAAAUACUGUGUUAUGCGUUGUUUACAACCGGUAUCGCUAAAAACAACCAACAACUGCUGACAACGGCUAACAACAGCUGACAACUGAAAACAAUGGCUAACAACGGGUAACUAUAGGCGUCCAUCUAAGUUUUCUGACUUGUUAUCUGUAACGCUGUCAACUUGGGUGUAGCGUCAUUCCCAGCCCCGACAUCCGACAUCUGAGGUAACUGAAUUGCAGCAAAAGAAACAUGUUUGCUGAUGAAACUAGUCUGUGAUAUUCAUUCUCAUUGGACCAUGAGCUUAUUUUACAUUUACACAAUAACCUGAACACAGCUACAACACACAGGGUCAGAGAAACGCCCCCAUCAUUAAAACCUAAACACACACACACACACACACACACACACACACACACACACACACACACACACACACACACACACACACACACACACACACACACACACACUCAAAGCAGCAUAAGUAGAGCUUAUCCUUUCUUGGAGUGCUCUGAUCUGAUCUGGCAUUUCUCAUCCCUGUGGGUCAAACACACUCCCUCGUCACUGCAUGUGGUGUGUGUGUAAGGUGUUUGUGUGUGUGUGGUUGUACCAGUGUGAGGCUCUCUGACAGGUGGAGAAGGUGCAGGGGGGGCAGGAGGUCCAGGCCUCCGAUCUGGGUGUGGCUGUGGCAGGUUUCAGUGACCCCACUAGGACUGAACACGAAGCUGGAGAUAGCUUAAGACCACGAUCGCUUCACCGUUUCAGCAUAUCGGCAGGUUAAAGGAAAUGAAAGAGACAAUACAAACAAAGCAUCACCCAAACCUCACAUGAGCGAUGGAGGCGAGUGAAACCAUGAAUAUUAAAAAGUCACAUUCACAUGCAACCAAACUUCAGGGUUGAAAUCCUGACGAGUACUCACUCAGUAAAUCAUAAUAAAGUUGAAAAAAGGUUUAGUUUUAACACCAACAUACAUUUGAUUGUUAAUAUAAGUCAAAGUAUGACAGAAAAUUGUAUUUGAGUCAGCACUUUUAAUUUGAAAAUUUCAUUUUAAUUUGAAAAUAUUUUACAUCUAGUAGUUUUAAGAUAAGAAAACAUUACCCGCCAUGUCAUCAUUUAUGCAAGCUGAACAUUUAAAAGCACAUAACAAACCCUCUGUGGUGCAGAGAGGGGGUCAGAUCAGGUCUGUACGGUCAGUGUGUGUGGUUCACUGGUUUGUAAGUGUGUGUGUGUUUGUGUGUGUGUGUGUCGGGUUCACAGCUCUCACUGAGUGACUUAUGGCUGUAAUUUAUCCCUCAUUACAAACACCAUUACUUUAACUCUAAUUAGACUGUCACUCAGUGGGGAUGAGGGAUGCAGACUGGACCUCUGUUAGGGGUUCAAACACUCAGCUUUAAUGACAAACAUGAUGCUUUUAAAUAAGUGUGAUAAAACAGAGACGCUGUACAGACAUAGGCGUCUUUAAAAUUACAGCACAGUCAACAUCAGGUGGUUCGGUGAGUCAGAUUAAAUACAUUCACAUUUGGAACCCAGAUUUUUUCACAUACAGCGAUGCAGCGGUGGGUUAAUCAUCAUGCCUCGUCCGGUGUGUCAGAUAAUGAAUGACUGCCUCAUUGCGGCCCUGACCCCGAGGUCACGCUUUUAUAGCCGACCACUUCAUCACCAAACAAUCUGCAAGACGACCGCAGACAAAAGACGGGAGCUCACCUGACGACCUGGCCUCCUGAUCCAUGGAGAGAGGUCAGAGAAUAAAACAAACAGGAGGGUAUAACACAGAUAUAGACUCACGUACACACCCUUUAUUAUGUCUGUGUGAAAUGCUUGACCUUUAAAGGUCAAAUAGAGGAACACCUGAGGGUGACUUUAACUAUAAUAAUAACAGGGAUUAUUAGGAUUGGCUCAUUUUAGGGGCAGUUGGGCAGAACAUAAAGAUAUAUCCAGAUGUGACAUUUAAUUUGAUUUAUUUACAAUUUUUAGAGAAAUGAGUAACGGUUUGUCAUUUGUACAAAACACUAAUUUUUUUUUUAGGGUGACCAUAUUCUGAAUCCCCAAAAAGAGGACACUACUGCGUGGGGUGGAGUCACAGGCUUAAUUUUGAGUUUUUUUUUGGGUCAGGGUGAUCCUUUUUAUGCGCUUUUAACUCAGUCAGUCCACGGUACACAUAUUCAAAACUUCCAUACAAACCCUCAGACAUUUGACAGAUUUUAUAAACUCUCCUUUUAUAAACUGGUAACCCAUUUUUUUCUCACAGUUUUUUAAAUUUUGUUGCUGUAGCUGAAAUUCCCCAACAUUACAGUAGGGAUGCCACAAGGAUCUACACUAGGACCCAAACUCUUAUGAAUCCUUCAUGAGAAUCAUCAAAUAUUUUUAUUUUUUUAUUUUUGCAGAUGAUGCUGCUGUGUACUGUUCCUGUUCAGGAGGUGAACAGAGUCGAGUACACUCUCUGAGGAGGUAUACAGUAAAGCAACAUAAACACACUUACCCUAAAUAUUGACAGAUUUUAUAAACUCUCCUUUUAUAAACUGGUAACCCAUUUUUUUCUCACAUUUUUUUAAAUUUUGUUGCUGUAGCUGAAAUUCCCCAACAUUACAGUAGGGAUGCCACAAGGAUCUACACUAGGACCCAAACUCUUAUGAAUCCUUCAUGAGAAUCAUCAAAUAUUGUUUGAAUUUGAAUUCUUUUAUCAUUGACUGAUCAUUUGCAGAUUGUGUUUGUCAAUAAAGUUUGUCCUGUGGAUCUUCAGAGAAAACAGCACUUUAAAGUUUAAUACGCUCAAUUUCAGUCUCUGUGUUUUAAAAAUAUGGUGCAGUAUCAAACAGAGGAGCAAAGCUUUCAAAAAAUAUACAAUGAUAGUUUUUUGUCAUUUGUAUCUCUUUUUCUCCUCUUGAGGGCCAAUGCCAGUAUGAUACAGAUUAUCUGAAACCUGAUUAAUUGAACUGAUUGGUUGACUGAUUAAUUAGUCUGCCUCUGACUUAGAACUUCUCAUGAGGGUUUUGCUCACCCUGUCAGGAUUGUAAUUCGCACAGCAACCCAUUCACUAUAUAUAAUCCUUCAGAUGUAAUACCUACAUAAAUAUCCUUCUGAUGCUCUGGUUGGAUUCUGCAGCAAAGGCAUUAGUAUGUGGAUUAGAAAUACAGACAUAUAUAGUGUCGUAAAUAACUCACAUUAUACCAUGAGGUGAUUUAUAGUUUCUCAAGAGGUCUGGAUGCUUCCUCACUUCCUCUCUCAUCUCUUCGUGUGUCUGUUGUUUUUCAUUCUGCUGUUAGGAAGCUCUGCUAUGUUGGCUUUUAUUAUUGCAGAGUGCGGAGUUAAGGUACGGAUAAUAGCUCAUAGGAGACUCAUUAGUUCCCCCCUCCAACCUCACACGCACACACACUCACACAUACAAACACACACACACACACUCUUGAUGUUCCAUUUGGCUUACCCCUGUCAUUAUCCUGCAGCAGAUGUGACCCCAGCCAUAAAACCUCUGCAUUGUCCUGCAGAGAGGCUAAACUGAGCUAUUAUCCUUUUUUGACAUCACCAUCAAACUUUGUGCAAUUUUUAUUUUAAUCCCAUCUAAAAAACAGGAAGAAAACAAUCUCAUAUGACAGGUAUAUAUGCAAGAAAUGAUCAUUAUUGACGUAAUUAUUUCACAGAGAGUGAAAGCAGUAUACUUAGGAGGAAAUGUAAUGUAAUUUCUAUUUUAUUUCAGCUGACACAAUAAAGCAAAUUUGUUUUGGUCCUUUAUUUGUGAAAAACUACAAAUAUUCUUGAUUGAGAAUAGAGAGGAGGUCAAUUUAAGAUGAGAAGAAUUGGGAGUAAAAUAAUACAUUCAAAAAAAAAUUCUUAAUGGAGAUUAAAAACAGGAGGGUGAGCACAUCAAGUGGAGCAAGUCUAUCAAAAAAAGUUUAUAAAGUGUUAAAAAUUGAGUCUAUUUUUUACAUUUUUAAAUCCCAACAAAAAAAUGAACACAUACUCUAAGUGCCAUUAAAUGUAGUUUCUUUGUUGUCCACUAGAGGUUGUCUUCAAAGGUGAGUCAAUCCCUAUAGACUCUAUUACUGAAACUACAAUCUUCAAACACUGAGUUUUUCUUUGGCUUUUCUUUAACAAUGGUGGUGUAUAACACAAGUCUCUCUAGGUAUGUAGGAUGACUCACUCAUAGACUAUGUAGAAUGGAUUCCGUCUGCCUCCUCGCUGAGUGAAGCCACCGCAAGAACAGCACCUUCUGGUGAUGGGCUGCAGGUCAUAAAUCCCGCCUCCUCCUCAUCCCUAUGGAGCUGUGGACAAACUUUAGAAACUAUUUACACAGAAUAUGAAUUUUUCUCCACCCUGCUUGCGAUGUUGACAUGUGGUUAUUGUAAGACUGGUUUGUGCUCAAGUCAUUACAGCUCACCCGAUGGAUACGCUGUUUAAGCCAAGCGUCAUCACAGCGACUCUCAAUGACUCUCCCGCCAAAUGUGUACAAUGCUACUACGCAAGUUGUGGUUCCAGGAAAUGGAGAAAAUCCUGGGUAUAACAAGAGCAAUUCUGCUUCAAGUUCGUAUAAUGACGGAAGGCGGAGCAUACAGUCUUUGGACUUACUCUUUGGAAGAAUCAAUGACCUGAAUAAGUAAACGCUGAUGAACUGGAUCACAGUGGUCGUCACUCCUUCUAUUCUGGCACCGAGAUGACAUUUUAGGACUCCUGUUUUGCUAUCUACCCCAUGUUAGCAGUUUGUGUUUGCCUCCAGCUUAUUGACAUACUUGUCAUGUUUACACCCUAUUGAAUUUUUCUUUGGGGAUCAAUAAAGUUCUUGCAUUUGUAUUAAAAAAGUUGAUUGCACUUCCACUUAAAUGUCCAACUCUCCAACAGAAAGAAACAGUUUUAGCUUGUUUUACUGUUCAUGACCUUUUUACCAGGCUAAAUUCAUGUAACUCAAUUGUUUUCAUUAGGAUUAAAAUUACAUUAUAGGGUUGGGUUACAUUUGCAUGAGUGUGCUCACAGAUAACUUUUAAGCCAACUGUUUUAACUUAUUUCAUUUUAACUUUUUUUUAAUUUGCAGGUUGUUUUUUUGGAUCAUUUUUGCUGUUAUUGAUUAGACAGCUGAAGGAUGACGAAGCCUGGGUCAGUAGAGGACUAAUCAUCUGCAUAAAGAGCUACUAAGCUAGACCAUGCCCCCCUUUUUUCCAUAUUUAAGUUUUAUGUCAUAGAUGCUUGUUUGCUAUUUAAACCAGCUCUUAACAGGUUCAAGGAUUUUAAACACCAAUCCUGAUGAAAUUCAGCUCUCUGUAUCUCAUUGAUUCUUCCACGUCAAACAGCCCUGCGUGAUACGUGGGCGUGUGUCCACACAGACAGUCCUGUGAGGUCAGGAUCAGCCGUCUGCUGGCAGCUGCUCUCUACAGUCUAAUUCUGUGUGACCGCUAAGCCAAUUACAUGGAUGCAGAGUGUGAUAAACCCAGUUCCACAUGGCACUAGUGACCCACAACUUGUUAACCUGCUGAAGGACCUACUCGUCCCAACACCCAUCAUAGCAGGCCAAUGUUUAUAUAACCAUUCAUUACAGAAGACGUACUGAGAGGGCUCAUCUGAACUUAGUCUAGUUUAAGUUUGCUGAAGUUGAUCAUCCAUAUUCUGCUGGUAAAAGAUUGUUGGUAAUUUUCCGAGGAGUAUAUUUUGACUUGAUGAACUUGCUCAAAGUUCAUAAGGCUUGGAGGAUGUAUAUGUCAAAAAACAUUUAUAUAACUGUGUUAUACAACUUCACAAAAUGCAAAAUCAUUUCACAAAGCCCCCAAAAAUCCUUCACGCAAAACAAAAUCACUUCAUGAUAUAACUAUUUUCAGACAUUGCUUUUUAAAGUGAAAAUAACACUCUGUUUUAUGUGACAUUUUAACAGUUUUUUAAGUUUCAUGAAAUAUUUGUGUGCUUAUUGAAAUGGCUUUUGAGGUAUUUUUGCUUUUUCAUCAAAUGAUUUGAGGUUUCUAACAUUUUGAUGUUUUCUUAAAUACUUUUUUAUUGAUUUAUUUUUGAAUUUCAUAUAAAGUUUUCUGAAGUUUCAUUUUUUUUGUUUUCAAACACAAUUUGAUGGUUUGUUAAAUGUUAUGAAGUGACAGAAUAUUUUUCUGGUAUCUUGUGGAAAUGUUUGAGUCUCUCAGUUUUUUUUCUUUUAUUGAUUAUUUGGACUUUUUAAUAAUCUUGAGCUAUUUUUGCUUUUCAGUAAAAUUAACUUUUAGUUUUAUGACAUUUUUGUUUUUUGUAAAAGCAUUUUUACAUUUUUUAAGUUUUAUGUUUUAGGGAGAUGUUCUGAAAAGUUUCAUUAGGUAUUAUUGCAUUUCAUUACUUUUUCAGGUUUGAGGAAACCUUUAUAUAAAAUGUCUUUUUUUCUUGACAGUGAAUGUUUUGGUGCCCAGUGAACUGUUCUUGAGUGUUGUGUAAUACUAAUGCAGUCGACCCUCAGGGCCUCAGGGUGAAAUAAUCUACAAAAGAAGCUUCUCACUUUAUGAAAUUUGUGGACAUGAUGUUUUAUGGCACAAAGCUGCAGAUGAAUCCAAACCAAGAUGAGUAAUAUUCAUCAUGGAUCAAUCAGUUCGAUGAGAGUGAUAAUAACAGAAGACUCUGAGGGUCACGAUAAAUAAAACAGGAAUUAAACUCGCCUCAGGCCAUGACCCUCAAACCUGAGAAAGACAGAGAGAGAGAGAGAGUGGAAGAGAGAGAUCCCCCCACCCCCUCCCGGGCUGAGCCGUGGUGAGGCGCACAGUAAUCCUCCCGUGGAGUGGAGAGAGAGAGAGAAAGAGAGCUCCCGCUGUAGCGCGUGCUCGGAUAUUAGACCUUUAUUCCCCCCACGGUGCAGGCUCGGCGCGUAAGUGGGCUCACACUCUGGAUGUCACGCGAACACUCUGAUUAUCUCAGUCUGACUGACAGCCGGGGUAUCUGGGGGGGUCUCUGCGCUCUGGAUGCGCACCAUGAGGAGAAGGAGGGCAGCGUUGCGCGCUGAGGAACAGUCCCUGAGAGCUCGAGCUGUGUUGGAGUAUGAAGGAGGGAUGUGAGUGGAACUUGUGGAAGAAUGGCACCUCACCUGACACGGUUCUCUGAGGGAUGGCAGCUCUUCACCAUCAUCAUCACCACCACCACACGAGCGCGGACCUGCGCCGGCUCUUCCACCGGCUCACCAUCGCGUCCUCUCUGAGCGUGCUCUGCUUCUCUCUGGUCUACCUGCUCACCGGCUGCUGCGAGUCCGAGUUCACUGAGAACUCUGACAUCAAACAACCCACGCGCGAGCUCCUCGUGCCGGGUUCGGGAUGGCCAUACGACAGGAACGGAACCAAGGAGGUAACCACAGCUCUCGGAGAGGGCGCGUUCAGCAGUCCUCCCGGGAUGGAAGGGAACAGCUCGGGGAAAGAGUGGACAGCCACGCGGAGGUUACCUCAGGCGCUCAUCAUAGGGGUUAAAAAGGGUGGCACGAGGGCUCUGCUGGAGUUUCUCCGACUUCACCCGGAUAUCAGGGCCCUGGGGUCCGAGCCCCACUUCUUCGACCGGCAUUACGCGCGGGGACUGGAUUGGUACAGGUACGCACACUUUGCGCAGGGAACCAAAAGCAGCAGAGUCAUUGAUUCUAUUGCCAAGUUUCCACUUUGUUGCUUUUUAUUUGAGAUAUAUUGUGUUAAAAACCAUCUUUUGUGCAUUUUAGAAAGACCCUUGAGUUUUUGGGGCAGGGAUUUUGAUUUCUUCACAGAGUUCAGGGGAUAUUUUGACCAUCAUUACAAACAAAAGAAAGGCUUGUCUGAAAUCUCAGCGACUCAUCAUCAGCAUGAGUCCAGUUUGUUUGUGUUUGUUCAGCAGAAAGUUUGUGUAUCAUUUUAAUCUGAGAUGGAAAGACAAAUAUGAAGAAAUGAAUCUCUUUGUGUUGUUUGCAUACCCGAACACAUCCACAGCUAUCCCGCAGAGGUUUAGGUGACAGUCAAAGAGACUUUGCCAUCUGGCUAUGCCAAUCUGUGCACUCUGUGUGUGUGUGUGUGUGUGUGUGUGUGUGUGUGUGUGUGUGUGUGUGUGUGUACAGUAGGAAGGCAGAGAGGCCUUGCAGGAUGAGUUCUCACAGAGCAGCACAGUAAUCAUCUCUGGAGCUGCAGCCAGAUGUUACUGUUGUCAUGUGGCUUUGUUCACAGCCUGUUCCUGAAAACUUGGAAACACUCUGAGCUCAAAAACACACACAAGUGGAGCUGAAGACACUCAAACUGCUGGAGGAUCACUUGGACAAAGAAAAGAAUAGUUUUCAACAGCUUCAGGGUUUCAGAUGUGGGGUUUAGGUUCAGGGUUUUUCGCCGCGGAUAUGACAUGCAGCCACCUAUAGACCCACAAACUGCUCCAAAUAUCCAGAUUAGAGAUGUAUCCAAAUCUGGAGUGUGUGGCGUGCUGUUAGCCAGCUUACAGUUUAUUAGAGGGGCUCAAUAGUGGCAUUGGCUGUGCUCUGGGAGCUCUUUGGCGUGUCACUGACAAUUGAACUCAUGACAGAAAUAAAGAGGGAGGCAGGAUUUUUGUUUCUGUGUCAUCGGUUUGAUCACAAACUCUGAGCUGUGGGAUGUAAACAGAGCCAGAGUGUCAGCCCCUGUGUGCCAGCAUGUGUGUAUGUAUGUGUGCAGUACCAGGUGAUGUGAGUGUGACACCAGAUUGUCACACAACCAACCCCCCCCUCUCCAAGGCCAGAUGGGGCUCGCUGCUUGUCGAGCCACUUGACAUCGCUGUCAGCUCCGUCAGCUGACCUCUGACUCCAGGUCAGUGUAUGCUGCAACUUAAUGAUGUGUUCACACACUUGAUAACAAUCAGCACACACAACACACACACUCUUGCAGAGGAGGUGUGUCUGUGUUUGUAUGCGUAAGCAGAAAAACACAAAAAUAAGAAAAAUAAAAAAAUAAGAAAAAUAAAAAUAAAAACAGACAAAUUCUCAGUUCCUCAGAUAGACAGUAAGACAUUUUUCCUUUUUUUUUUUGCUAGUUUUUGGUCUGUUGUAUUUUCUAUCAAAAGUGUGUAAGACAUAACCUUAAUAAAACUAUGUCAACAAAGUCUGACAGUAUUGAAACUAGGCUGUGAUGCAUAUACGUCUUUUAACUGAAAAUUUUGUUUACCUAUCACACGCUGUUUUAAUCAAUCAAUCUUUAUUUGUAUAACACCAAAUCACCACAAUCCUUAUCUCAGGACGCCUUCCAGAAGAGCAGGUCAGACCUAACUUUACCCUGGAGAGAAAUAAGUCCCAUGUAGAAAUAAAACCCAGUCUUAACCCAUCUGUUGUGCAGUUAAAAGUUUGCCAACCAAAUAUAAUGAAACCGGUCCAAAAGAUCUCAAUGUGCAGUGAACUGAACUAAUGCAAAAACACAGCACACACAGAGCCGAGGUAUUGGGUAUGUUCAUGCAUCACACUUGUCAGCACAUUAAUGAUGUCACAGUUAACCUGAUAUAUUUUGUGUUAAUGGAAUCAUUAGUGUGCAAAUCUGCUGAAUGUAGAUAUUAAACAGCUGGACAGCAGGGUAUGACAAAACAAAUUCUAUACUCUAAAUAUACUGUAGUGCUUUUUUAGUGACUGGUGGUUCACAAACAUUAAAUUUGUGCAGUUGUAAUAGUUCUUGUUGUGGAAAAUCCACAUCUGCUAAGUAAAACAAUGUAAAGGAGACAGGAUGAGAUCUGAAGAGCAGCCUGGGCGUCAUUAUUAUCUAUUGUAGAAUCAGUACAGAUGACAAACAGAGUCUUGACGGAAUCGGAGGAGAGGAGCCCCGAGCUUUCCUCUCACUCACUUUAAUGCUGCUGACAUGUAUUUGAACAAAUACAUGUGUGUUAUGGGUUAUUGACUUUAAAAUAAGAUCAACAAGAUUCUUUAUACUGAAAUGACGUGCUCGUGUCUGGGUUGGAUUUUCAAUUUUAAAAAAAGUGUAGUUGAUAUUGUCCGCCAGCAAAUUUUGGCAGUGAAAGGUAAGCUAGUAAGCAGGGUACUGUUUAAGACAUUGAUAAAAUACAGUUAUCAGUUAAUUUGAGACCUUUAUUUAAGGAAAAUAGCACAGGGACAGUGUAGGACAUGGACAAAAAAACUACAAAAAGUUGUAUCAUGCUAAAAAAAAAAGCACCUUGAGAAACAUCCUCCAACUAAUGAGGCUAAUCUGCAACAGUUUUAUGACAUGAUAUAUUUAAGGGCACUUCAGGGGGGCUGAGUCUCUCAAAAGUAAGAUGGGAAGAGGUUCACCACUCUGUGAGAGACUGCGUAAACUCAUAAUUCAACAAUCUCAUCAACUACAGUGGUUAUAGCACAACAUAAGCAGUAACUUGUACUGGACAGCUGUGAUCUCCAUUUAAAAUAGACAUGAAUCUGUAAUAAAAAUCACUGCAUGGGUUUAAAAUCACAUCUAAAAACCGCUAUCUGUGAACACACUCCAUAACCACAACCACAAAUGGUUCAAACUGCACCGCAGCAAAAGGAAACCAUCUCUUAACAUGAUACAGAAAUGUAGGCAACUUCUGUGGGCCCAAACAACAAUCUGCAUUUAGAACAACAGUAAAGCUCUGUAGUCGAAAGAUACCACUGAAAACACCUCCUGAAAGCAUUUGGUACAUAAUACACAUUUUGUUUCAGCAUUUGAUUUAUUGCCUUUACAUUAUUUUCAAUAAGAUACAGGCUUUAAAGUCCCACUCUGAUUGUUUUUGUUUUUUACUACUUGAAGUGUUCUCAAUGGUCUUUAAGUUGUGAUUAUGACGUUUUUAGCCCAAAUCACGCUACCUGUGUCAUUUUCAAGGGCUUUUCUUCUGCAGAGCUCCAGUAGCUCAUUAGCAACACGCCUCAAAGUCGUGGGCAGAGACAGCACUGCUCUGUACACUUGUCUUCAUGCUAGCUUGCAGCCUAACAUUGCCGGUGUAGUAGAAGUGUCAGGUAACAUAGGAGCUAUUUAGCUCUUGGACACUAAUGUCUUCAGGGACAUGGUGAAAGUUCAUAUCAUAGUUUUCAUAUGAACAUUGCAAUCCACUAACACACACACUUUUUCCGCCAUUGUCCUCUCUACUUCUCGGGGUCUGGCCUGCAGAGUUGGCCUCUAGGGGCGGAGCUUGCAGUUGUGACAUAGGAAAUCUCACUGUGUCUGAGCCUGCUGUUUGGGUUUACCAGAGAUUCACAUCGAUUUGAAUACAGAAAUACUCAGAUACUUAGUUUUCUCAUGAUAUGUCCUGUAGCAUCAGAAAAUGCCAUAUGAACAUGUAGACAACAAGAAAAACAUGAUUUUCAUCAGAGUGGGUCUUUAAUCAAAAUUUCACACAGCAUCUAAACUCUUUUUCCACAAAUAGUAUACCUUUUUAUUUCUUAAUUAUGGAUAACUAUUUAGUCUAAGUCUCCACUUAGUUUCCACUUCUGACAAGGCAAAUAUAGACAACCACAUUUAAGAAAUCCAGGAUGACCAAUCAGAUUUUAGGACUGGCCAUGGGUACGCCUGAUUCCACCAGUGGUGUGUUGUUGACGGUUGUUUUUGGGGUUUAAUAUGGUUAUGAUUCUGAGUCUAAACCAUCUGAAAUUAUCACUAAUAUCUGACACAGCAGGUCCUUCACUUCAGACAGACCCAUCCAACACAGGGACCAGAGGUUCAGCUGGAGUGCUUCAACCACAGAGGAUGAGAUAUUUCCUCCUCUGAAUCACUCCGUCCUCCUCUUCCUCUUCUCUCUCUGAGUAAAAUAACAUUUAGUGAGGUGAUGGAGAUCAGACCCUCACAAAAACCUCUAAUGGUGUUUGGAGAUUGGAUGUGAAGAGCUGCGAUGGGAUGGACUGGAAGUUUCCUCUUCGCUCUGUGUUUGUGUGUGUGAGUGUGUGUGUGUGGGAUCGAUAGCUCUAUCUCCUGGCUCUGACCUUGGGUUGACUCCAGCAUUAGAGCAGUUAGCGCUGGUCAGCUCGGCUUCUAUUACAAUUAGCAGGAAGCUUUAUCCCACGUCUGAAUAAUCCCCCCGCUCGGGCUCACUGGGGUCAGGUUACAUACAGCUCCAUCUCUUCCUCACUCUCCGGUGGAAUCCAUUAAAACUGCCGGGCUGGAAACAUCUCAGAGCGACUGAUGGUUUCCUGCUGAAAGAUGACGUGACGGGCUUGGGUGGACAGGGGAGGAGAGGGGUGACAGAAAUAAGGGGUGAGGAGAUAAGGCUGGAGGUUAAAAGGUGAGUCAGUGUUACGACAACCUCACACAUCUCCGCUGACCUCUGCUUCAACCCCAGGGACUGUCAUCAGAGCUCUCAGUGUGUGUGUGUGUGUGUGUGUGUGUGUGUGUGUGUGUGUGUGUGUGUGUGUGUGUGUGUGUUAGAGGUCCAGUCCUGCAGACACAGAUGCAGGUUUUGUUCUUGGAGUACAGUCAGAUUUAUCGAUAUUUAUUAUUGACUCUGACUUACUGGCACAGCUUAAACCUGAUAGGCUGCAGUGUCACAGACUGCUGCUCAUGUUUGUUUCCAAGAAGUCACAUUUAUAAACAUAUUUCAGUCCACAACACUGAAGUCUUUGCCGUAGUUUUGACUUAGUCAGAUGUCCAGUUACUCUCCAUUUGUAAACUUCAUAUUAGGGACAGUGUAUCGUGAGUGGGUAGUUGUGCAAAUUAGGAUAGUGACAGAGAGCAGGGGGAGGAGCAGGAGGAGGCAGAUGUCUGUGUGUCUGAAAAGCCAAGGCACAGAAUGAGCACAAGAGGAGAGAGGCCGUGGUGAUCACACGGUGCUGAUGGGAGCUUCUGAGCUCAGAUAUAAAACUUUUUGUAGUCAUACUGUUGUAUUCAUUUUAAGAGAGUUAUGCUGGAAUGUUUAUGAUCCAAUUCAAGGCUCUAUUUUAAAGGAGGGGUUUCAUGCUUUUUCACAUUCACAACAGAAAAUCCAAAUUUAAAAAGUUUGUUGUCCAUGUUCGCAAAUUUCUUAAUUUCUUUCUCUUGUUCAAAAUUUUGGAACAAAAGAUGUGACAUUCCUCAAAUCUUGGACAAAUGUGACAUUAUAGAUGGGUUUCUGUGCAAUGUCAUCGCAGAUAUGCACAUGCAGCCUUGGGGCUGAAAGCGGGACAUUUCUUGUUUGUUUACUAGCGGAGUCAACGGAGAAAGAAAAUGACAAGAAGCUGUAGUGCUGUAAACUGCAUGAAUCGGCAAAACAAACAAUCGGCAAAAUUACAACCCUACUCCUGAUAUUAGAAACAUCUAAAACAACGUAACAACCUGGUAAAUUGAGUGAAAUUCAUGGAUAUUUCAGCAAGUGUUAUUCUGAUUUUGAUACAAUGAAAGACAAAGUGAUUUAUCAAUGAAAUGACAUUUUAUUGCAAUUGUGUCAGGGACAACUUGCAAACAAUACGGCAUCGUCAUUGAUAUCAGUUCACUCCGAAGAAGGCUUUUGCCUCAUGGUUGUGCGCGCACCUAGUAUUGUUUGUACACAAGAAACCCGUCGAUAGUUUGUGUGCAAGACUUCUGCUGCUCUCAUGUAUCCUCAGAAGAGAGUGCGCUUAAAGGGUUUGGGGAUAAGGACUAGACUCCAGAGAGGACAGGAUGCUGUCAACUGGCAUCAGUGUCCUGUUGGCUCAAGGGUUACAUGUGAAGAUGAUGGCACUGAGUACCAGCCCACAUACAUCAAUAACUUUCCAAAUACAUUAAUCUAACUCUGAGGUCCUAUAAGUCCUGUUCAGAAGUCCCAAAGUGAUUUUAUUACACAUUAGACAAGUGUCUAAAAAAAUAGAUUAUAGCCUUGGGGUCAAAUUGGUGACAACUAAUAUGAAGACUCCUGUUUGUGAGGCGCAGACAAACAAGCGCCCUUGAAAGUAUCUUAAAAUAAUUUAAACAUCAUAUUCUGCAUAAAUAUCAGCAUCAGCAAGGUCGCAGUAUUUAAUAGCUGAGGUGAGAAAUGGAUCCUGUCUUUGCAGAUGAGUACAGGGUAGCGCGUUUUGAUAGGUAGCAAUUUUUGAUACAACACCCGCCAUUCUUAUUAUGUAAAGCAUUAUUUCACAUGUAGUUGGAUAACAUGGACAUAAAACAAUUGGAAAAAACAACAUUUUCUGUUGACAGAUAACCAAAUAGUCUGUCAUCUGGACAUGUGAGACUGGCAUCUAAAAUACUUGCUAAUCUAUUCUCUGUGCUUGUACUUUUAAAUAUCUUACCUAUCCUUUUCUGUAGUUUUGUGUUUUGCUUCUGCCGUAUAAGUGAUACAAAAGUGUUUGCUAAUAAAAUAAACAUCCAAAGGGUUCAUCAAAUUCUUCUUCUUCUCUGUCUGUGAAUUCUCAGUGAGUGUGAACAAUCUGCAGACAUCAUCUCUCAGGAUUCACAAAGACUCAGAGCGACAGCUGAAGUGACUCCUGUUUUCUGAGUCCUGUCGUCAGCUGCUCCGAUGGCAUCAAUUCAUUUGCAAUUCAAAGUGACCUCGUUAAGGGAGGUUUUUAAAUUCAUACCCAUACAUUGGCGUCUUUGUGCCGCCAUGACACAGCACAUGGUGCUACUUGUGUUUUUGUGUUUGUACAAUGGGACAUAAUUGCCAUGCAAAUCACAGAAGAAUGGCUGCCAAAACAUUAGAUGUUCAGCAGGAUUUAGGGGGCGGGAAUUAACAGCAAACACGAGGAGGCAGAUUUUAAAAUGGAUCAGGUUUGUUAAUCUGCAGGGAAGGAUUUAAAUAUUUUAUUCUAUUUGUUUAUUUAAAAAAAAAUCAUUUUCUGCAUGUUUUGUCACUUUUGCACCACAGAACCUCCUGUUGAAGGACAGAUAUGUGAGUUUGAGUGGGGCAGGGAUUCAGGUGUUUUGUCUUGCUCAAGACCUGCACAGGAAAGAGACAAAAAUGAUAACAGGCAGAAUUACCACGAAAAAAUUCCUCCCAGUGACCAAAUAUGGCACUUUAAGAAACACACACACAAAAAACAGAUUGAGAAAUAUCAAAAUAGCCUGAGGCAUUUCUGUGGAGCCCCUAAACGAACAUGAAGGAAAAAAAUUUAAAAAGUAUUUCUGCAUGCUCUCGAACGAGGGCAUAAUGUGCAUGCAAAGGGACAAGGUGGGCAGGAAAUGAGUUCAAAAUAAUAUUCAAUGAACCUUUCUCAUGGCUACAUAUGUUCAAAUAUUAUUGUUGAAUUUACAUGGACGUAAUACACUGACCAAGAACUCCUGAGACAACAUUGGAGAGAUCUUGCAAUAUUCUUGAGAUCUCGCAAAAAAUCUAGAGAAAAUUAUUUUUAAAUUAUUAUUUUUUCAUUCAUGUCCCUUCAGGGGCUCCAUACAUUUCAGCAAAGAGAAACAAAAGAAUGAUAAAUGAGUACUAAAGAGCACAGGUGUACAGAAAAGGGCAAAAAAUAAGAAGAAGGAUGUAAAGAAGGGGGGAAAAAAUCACAAAUGGAGCAUUAUACAAAUCAGCUGAGGAGAGAAACUUAAUAUUUAUACAGGGAGGUGCAGAAAACCCCCACAAAGAGACAUGAGAGACAAAACUUCAAAUAAGACAAAGAUAGAUGGCAAAGAUACAUUAUGAGACCUUAAAAGGACAAACAUGUGUAACAAACAUGAAAAAACAACAUUUUUUCAGUCUUUAAGGAGACGAGGAGAAGACAGAAACACAUACAACUACAAAGACAAACAAAUGAUGACAAAAGGGAAAAAUAACAACUACUGUAAAAGUCAAUCUCAUCCACAGUGCCAGCUGAAUGUCAUUCAUAUUAUUUGUAACUUUGAAAUUUCACCAGUAAUAUUUAUCGUGUAUGUAAAAUGUGAUCACAGUGGCUGCUCUUAUUUCCCUCUCUGUUGCCAUAGUAACUCUGUGUUUUUGGGUUGGAAAAUGUAAUUCCGUAUCACAUCAUGUAUAAUUUCUACAUGGUGAUACAUUAGAGCCCAAAGGGGGAAAAGUAGUGAGAUUCACUCUGAGAUGUUUUGCAAGUUACUUUACUCACUUUUAAUCUGAAGAAAUCAGAUUAAAAGUGAGAGAAAUGAGGGCAGCCGCUAAACAGAAAAAUAGUUAAACUGGAACCCUGAUUAAAAGACCAGUAAGUGAUGAUGAAGUCCAACAUCACAAAAGAACAUUGUGCACUAAAUGUCUUCUUUCGUAAGUGACAAUCAAAAGGUGUGUUUUAACAGUGAGCAGAGUGGCGAAUCAUGGACUCUUGAUGGCAUUAGAUGGAACUUUUCCUGUGUUUAGGAUUAAUGACACAGAGAGACAAGGUUUCCUGGUUAAUGUAAUCUAAGAGUCAAGAGAAUACAUGAGCUGGUAGCCUUGUCAUUUGUACAAUAAACAAUGGUUGUCUGUGUCAAGUUGAGGUAAUGACAUCAGUGUUUCCUUAAACUUUUGUUUUUGCCGCCCCAGAUAAACAGACGAUUCAGAGUCUAAAGUCUCUACCUAUCUGAGAGCAGUUUUAAAUGUGUGCGUGUGUAUGUGAGUAGCUGGGGUUCAGGUGUGGCGCCCCCCCCUUUCAGUACUGUACUGGAGGUGAUCACCAUAAGGCCCAGACGGGCGGGGCGAUCUGGCCCUCAUUAAGGCCCUCCCCUGGGGCAGGGGGAGCUGGGGCGGGGGGGUUCGGGGCCCCUCUAUGAUGGAUGUCUCCUGGAAGUGGACAGGGCACAGCCACAAUACUCCGACCCCUUAACGUUCCCCCAAUAACACACACAAUAACACACUCAUGCAUGCAUGCAGACACACAAACACAGGCUGAGCUCUGAUUGUGAGUCAGUGAUGAGCGGUCAGGUGUGUUUAAUGAACACAGGAGGCUGAUUGUUUCUCUAAAGUUACACCGAACAUCUCUGAUCCAUCAAAUCCUCCUCCUCUGAAUAUUUCCAUAUGAUGAAUAUGGCAAUUGUUUUACAUUUGUUCACACACACACACACACACACACACACACACACACACACACACACACACACACACACACACACACACACACACACACACACACACACACACACACACACACACACACACACACACACACACACAUCACAUGACACAGCAUGCUGCUGAUGGCUCCAAAGGGUCCUGGCUCCCCCAGUCUCCACCUGCCACUCCUCCUCCUCCCAGCUGAGGCUCAGAGCACACACACACACACACACACACAAACACACACACUCCUGCUUCAUACACACCAUCAUACAUCUCUCAACCUGACACACACCAUUCCCACUGUCCCCCCUCCUCUUCCAUCCUUACCCUGAGCCCCCCCAGGAUCAAUAGCCGGUGGCCUUGGCUGGCCCGCUGUAAUCCACCGGGGAGGACGGCUGAAUUAUCGGGAAAUGGCUGACAAAAGGAGGUUCCUCAAAGCAAACAGAGGCUUAUUAUAAUCUGCAGAUAAUCCCGUGUUGGUCUCUCUGGAUGUUUGAUCUCGCUCUCAGCAGUAAAUGAGCGGUGUAAGGAUGUUGGUAAAACAGGGGUUUAAACUGCCAAUUAAUUGAGCCAUCCUUUAUGUGGAGGGGGUUUCCUCUGAAACACAUGGUGACACCAGCCGGCUCUGUUCGCCCGCCAGAGAUGAGACCCCUCUGCUGAAUGUGUGCCCCCCUGUACAAGCACACAGGCGCAGUAACAAUAUCAAGACAUCCUCAUCACUUCCUCUUCAAAAAAUUCACACAAACCUGACAGAAAGUUAAGAAUUGAUGACAAAGAUAUGAAAACUCAAAGACGACUAUCAAAAAAUGACGAAACUACAUUUAGAGUACUCAAAACAGCCAUGAGGAGACAUAAAAUGACUCGUAAGCUGCACAACUGACAUCAACAACAUGCAGGCUCUCUAUUAAAACAAAAAAAUCUGACUAAUCAGACACAAAAUACCCAAAACAUGACAAUGCAUGGAAGUUAUCCUGCUGCUUUUAAUGCCCAGAAUAACAUACAGGACUGUUUUUUGUGUGUUUGAAAAAGCCGCAGCUUAUUUGUCCAUGAAUCUGUCUGUCUGAGUUUAUAACAGAAGCAUAUUUAUGAUAGAGCUAUUCUUUGAUGGGCUCUCAGGGGCUGCAAUUACCGCUCAGUGACGGUAAAAGGUUCUGUGGAUGAUACCAGACUGAUUGCUAAUGGACCAACAUUUAUAUCCACUCCCAUCAUUUCUGCAUCUGUGACCAUCCUCUUUCAUUUAAAACACUCUUACACACACUCACACCUACACACACUCUUACACACACAUGCACGCACGCACGCACGCACAUCUACAACCCCAGUAGCACAAAGACAAUUCAUUGUCCAUUCUUCUGAUAUCACUCUGUCAAACUUUGAGAGCUAAGGAGAAAUGUUUUUAAAGUUACAAAGUCUGUCCUGACUUAGAGGGAUAUUCUGGCAUAAAGUUAAGUUGUAGUCAAACACACUGUAACCCAGACUUAGACAUCCUCUCGAGAGAUGAAUGUUGCCGACUGCUUGCUUCUCUAGUUAUACCAACUUUAGUAACGACCCCAGGAUAGCAAUACACAGUGGUCUACGUCUAUAGCACCACUCUAUAGCCAUAAUUAAUGCUCAGAACAGCACCUAACUUCAUCAACAGUACAUAUAGGGUCCCAACCACAGUAUUAGCCACCAAACAUCUUUAUAUCUUUGCCUGGUUUCUUUAGCAAAGAGACCAAACACAACUCACCCACUCUCCUCCAGAAGCCGCUUGUUUGUAGGGGAGUCCUGAUGACUCAAUCACCAAGUACAGCGGAGUUUCGCUGCUCAAGGAAGAACAUUUAUGAUCAUAACUUCAUGGAAAUGCAAUCAGAGUUCUAGUGUAUCUUGUAUGUGCACUGCAGACGCAGUAGUUCUUCUGCCUUAGCGUCUCGGUCUGAUUGCAUUUCCAUGACAUAAUAAUCAUAAAUUUUCUGCUGAAAUUUGACCAUAACUUAAAUUCCCUUUAAGAUUUCAGCUGCUUAACAGUUUUAGAUCUCAUAGUCGCAGAUUUUGUUUUAUUUUUUAUUUUAUUUAAUGUCUUUAUUGGGUAACAAGUCGGGGCUGCAGAAAGACCAGUUUCUCAGCAGGACUCUUCUCCUACAGAGCCAUGCUGUUAAAAAACCUGUUGUCAGAAUGUGGUUUGUCAUUGUCUUGCUGAAAUAUGUCUUCCCUGUCUUCCCUGAAAAAGUCAGUGUCUGGAUGACAUCAUGUGUUCCUCCUAAACCUGUUUAUAUUAUUCACAUUAGUGGUGCCUUUACCAACUUUACCAAGAUGUUGGUAUUAAGAACUGUGAUAUCAACUGAGUGAACUGUGGUCCCUCUCCUCUUCAGAGCGGUGCAACAUCCAUGAGUUCCAGAUAGUACGUCUCAGUUUGGUUGGUCAGACUAUGGGACAGUCCACCAUAAAUCUAAACGUGCUGGAGUCUAGAGAAGUCUCUGUGUCUAUGGGCCAUAUUUCUGAAUUCAUUUGUGCAUAGUGCAGUUUGAACCUGCUGUGAAUACAGCUGUGAGUUGUAUUCACUGAUUGUUUUUUGUGGGAGUGAUCUGGAGCCUGUGCAGCGACGGGUCAUGACUGUUUUAUGCUGUUUUUUAAUACAGUGCUGCCUUAUUAGAAAACGGUCUGUUUGUUUGUUAGAAGACUGUUUGUUUGUUUGUUUAUUAGAAAACGGUUUGUUUGUUUGUUUGUUUGUAUAUAAGAAAAUGGUCUGUUUGUUUGUUUAUUAGAAGACUGUUUGUUUGUUUAUUUAUUAGAAAAUUGUUUGUUUGUUUGUUUGUUUGUUUGUGUGACUUUGUGUGUGUGCGUGUUGUAGUGUGAAUGGCUGCUCCAUUUAGAGGUCAGGGGCAUGAUAGAAAUGUUUAGCUAAUGACAAAACUGAGUGUUUUUCUGUGGUGUCUGUGUGUAUACGAGUGUGAGUACAUGUGCGUAUUGUUUAUUGUGUGUGUGUGUGUGUGUAUAUAUAUAUAUAUAUAUAUAUAUAUAUAUAUAGUGUGUGCAUGUGUGUGUCAGACAGUCAGACAUUGCGGCUCCUCUUGCUCUUGGUUUUUUGACUAAAAAGGAAGUCUUCAGGCUGAGUGGUGGUAAACACUGCCUCACACCCAUCAGAUCAAAUGAAUCACUAUCUCUCUCUCUCUGUGUGUGUGUGUGUGUGUGUGUGUGUGUGUGUGUGUGUGUGUGUGUGUAUCUGUGCUUAUAAAGGUGGGGCUGUAUGUGUGUGGUGUGUGUGUGUGUUUAUGGACAGGAGGUUGUGUUGCAGGAGAAUAUGUGAAACUUGAGCUCUCAGCAUCCUGUCCUCUCUCUGCUUCAGCUCAGUUUAUUUAAGUCUCCUUAAGGAUUAAUUUAGCACAUUUUUAUCGACUCUCUUUUUAAAUCGGAUUUAUCAAUAAACACAAAAAAGGAGAAACGUUCAAGCAGCAUCUAAAGGACGUUUUAUUUUUUGUUUAAUAUUUCAGUGAAUUACAUGUCUCUAUGAGUAAGACAUAACAAAAAACAACAAACCUGAAUGUGUGCACAGUAGGUCUUAAAGCUGACACCAAUCUCCUGAUGUGUAUGAGUGUGUCUGUUUGUGUGUGAAUGUGUGACUGAGCUCUGAGGCUGUGUUUGUGAGGUGGUCAGGUGUAUAGCAGGUGUGUUGGCAGAUGUCCCUGAGUCUCAGCAGUCCUGUGGGACUCAUUUAUCUCUAAAUGAGUCCAAUCUGCCGGCCGUCUGUGAGCAGGCAGGUGGAGGUGACAAACACUCUGAGUGUGUGUGUGUGUAUGUGUGUGUUUGUGUAGCUCUGCUGUUACCUGACUGUCUGACAGGAUCACCUGGUCACUCUCUGUUUGUUGAUGUGACGGACAGAGAGAGUGCGUUUAAGUAUGUGUUUCUGCAGAGGCAUCAUCCCUGUUGCACUAACAUGUUUUUUUUUAAUAUUAAUGCAAUAGACUGAAAUUUAAAGAAAUGCACUUGCUAAAUAAGAUAGCAAACAAAACCAUCUGCAACAAGAUUGACCUCUAUUUUAAUGUCUGAAUUCAGUGUGAGAGGGUCGAUGUGCGCCAAACAGGUUUGCAGAAACAGUCCUAUUUUUACAAUUUCUUUCAAAAUAUUCACAAUAAAGGAAAUAUUUGUCUAGCAGGAUGAGACUUUUUGUCUUAAACAUGUAGAGGACAACCUAAGCAGAGGAUGGUUCAUCCACAGGGGGCGCCAAAGUAAAAAUAAACUGAAAGUUCCUCACAGGAGCUUUAAAUGACAUAUUUCUUGUGUUUAUUUCCAGGAGUAUGAUGCCCAAAGCUCUAGACGGUCAGAUCGUGAUGGAGAAGACUCCUCGCUACUUUGUUACUGUGGAAACUCCAGCUCGAGUCCACGCCAUGUCCCAGGAUGUGAAGUUGAUCGUGGUUGUCCGCGAUCCUGUGACCAGAGCGAUAUCUGACUACACCCAGAUCAUCUCCAAGACCCCUGACAUCCCCCCGUUUGAGAUCCUCGCCUUCAAGAACAAAACCACAGGUAAUCCCCCUGAGGUCUUACUUUAGGGGUUUGAGAUGGAUUCUUGGAAUAAAGUGAAAGCUUUGGAAGGUGUUGAAGUAAACAAAGACCUUUACCAAUGGGGACACACGGCUCAAAAGGCCCCAAACACUUACCUAAUCCAGGAGAGUCUGUUACAGCAGAGUCUGUUUGUUAGAAGGUUGAGCCACAAACAGACUUAGCUUGAUUAAAGUCCUGACAUUUAUAAUAAAUAAAUAUAUCUCUGUCCACAUACUGUGAUAUGACUGAAUAAUGUUUGGAUUGAUUAUUUCCGGGUCAUUCAGAGGAGAAACUGUUGUCAUCACAUUUACAAGUGGAGCGUAAACAUCACUGGCAGACAAAGACACUUUCCAUGGUAGUGCAGUUUGUGAGGCAUAGAACCCUUUGUUCUAACUUUGACAAAGUUUUGCAGGUCCCAAUUUUGCUCUAAAAAAAUAACAGUUUGAAUGUUCAAGACAGAGAGAAUUCAAAGUAAAGACCUGCCCCUAAUAAAAGCCUGCUUUAUAUAAAAGCCUGGUAUCUAAAACAGUAAAAACAAUGAGACCUGGCCUAACCUUGAGGAUUUGCGGUAAUCAUGUUUGAAUCUUGUUUAUUCUGUAAAAGUGUAUCAACUUAUUAUACGUGGUGGCCACUAAGUUCUUUUGGCAACAAGCAAAUAGACCAUGGGUCAAGUCCAAACCUGUUUUAAUAAUUCACAUUUUCAUUCCCUCUGAAUCAAAGCUUAUUGUUUUUGUUUCCUUCACCCUUUUGAGUCAAACUUUUAGUUUCUCUUCACCAGACCAACUGCAAAAGACCGGUAACCAUUCAAGUCAGCUCAAGACUUGAACUUAAACAAACUGAAUACUGUGUCCCUUUGCCUUGUCUCCAGGUCAGAUUGACUCUCAGUGGAGCCCGCUGUGGAUCGGCCUGUAUGCCCAGCACCUGGAGCGCUGGCUAGCCUGGUUCCCCAGGACUCAGAUCCACCUUGUCAGCGGGGAACGUCUCAUCACUGACCCGGCCGGGGAGCUUGGCCGAGUCCAGGACUUCUUGGGUUUGCAGAGGAUCGUCACGGACAAACAUUUCUACUUCAACAAGACGAAGGGCUUCCCCUGCCUGAAGAAGCCGGAGGGCAGCAGCAAACCUCACUGCCUGGGCAAAACAAAGGGCCGGACACACGCCUUCAUCGACCCGCAGGUGCUGCAGAGACUGAGGGACUUCUACAAACCUCACAACCAGCGCUUCUACCAGAUGGCGGGGCAAGACUUUGGCUGGCAGUGACAUUUUGUGCAGAAAUGAUUUGGAAUCUGACGGUACACAGACAGCAAGUUACCUGUUUCUGACCAGCAGGGGGCGCCUGAAUGACUUAAGAAUAAAUGCCCGGUGUCAUUUCAUUCACCUGAACCAAUCAGUCACAUUUUGAACUUGUUUUUGAGUGUCAUCAGUGUCAUUUCAUCUCUUAUUAGCAUAGAAGGAUGCAUCGAACACAGAUGUCCUCCUGUAUCCGCCUCCUUUAAGAGGCUGUGUUUUCCCACUUGAAGGGGUCAGAGUAAGCAUUUAUGGUGGUUUCAGUGGGUUAGGAAUGUAAAAAGUCAACUGGUGAAAAACGCAGAGUAGCUUUAGUGUUUCUGCAGUCAAACCCUGAUGCUCUAAAUCUAGUCCAAACCAAAACAGAUGAAUUUCUUUUUCCUGAAUUUUAAUAUUUUCCGUUUCUCCACCUGUUUGUUCUUCAGUCUCUCUGGUUAAGUAUUUAAGGGCAUUCGGUGCAUACGUAUUGAGAAUUGUCUGCCCUGCAUCGCUCCGGAUAAAAGCGAGGAUGAAUGUUUAAUGAGAGGAUCUGUGCAUGAGCUCAGGUCUGACUGAGUGGUUUUGUAUUCCUGAAUAAUGGAUGUGGAGAAAUGGAUGUGAGGAGCAGCUGUGGAUCUCUCACACAUUUAAGUGAGAGCUUCAGGUUAGCAUCUGGCUGCUCUACCUGCAGAGACGUAAACGGACCGCAAACAGGACCGAACAGGAACAGGUGAGAUCCAUGAGAGGUGGUGGACCAAUCAGAGGCUGCUCCUCUGAGUGUUCAGGAUGUCUACAGGGUCGAGUGUUUCAGUUUGCAUGUAUUUGCACUAGUUUGAAAGCAUCAAAAUAAAAACUAUUUUUAAGCAAAGUUCAUGUUUGUGCAGAUUUUUCUCACAUAUUCUAUUUUGUCCCUUAUCGUUUGCAUGGUCUAUGAGUUAAAACUUAUCGAGAUGGCUAGAAGAUUGAAGAGGAGCUGAUUUAACCAAGUGGCCUGAGAAGGAGCCACUUACUGUUUGUCUUAAUAUUUUGAAUUUUAUCUAUAAAAAAGGCUGCAAAGUCAUUGCACGACUUGUUUGACAGCACCUCAUCUGAAAUUACGUAUUACCAGUUUUACGUUUAUGCAUAUUGCAGCAUCUUCUGCACUCCUCACCGCAGCAUGUUAUUUCACUGUAAUAUUCUAGGUUUCAUGUGGCCCUGUAACAUUAAAAAAACAUUUAAUUUUUAAUGUAGGCUCUAUUAUAUUGAUUACUAUUUUUAUUUUAAAGAUUACAAAAAUCAAAGCAAAGUUUGCAGGGGUCAGAUUCCUGAUUCUGUUUCUUGGUUGAAAUUGCGUCACUCAGCUUCGUCAGCUGUCAGAGUUGGAGGACACUGCCAUCGAGUGGACAUGAAAGAAAGUGUCAGAAACAGAAAUAAAAGAAAACUCAGUUGAAAACAAGAAAAUUUCUUUAUUAUUUUGUCUCCUCUUAAAUUUCAAAUAAUGCAUUUUCAUAGAAAUUCAUUUAUAUCAGUAUAGUAGGUUGCAAAUAUUUACACACAUAAUAAAACUUAAAAACACAAAAAAAGGAGUUUGACCCACAAAACCCCA
Xyrichtys novacula (pearly razorfish) is the source of this 28457-nucleotide messenger RNA. Lineage: Eukaryota; Metazoa; Chordata; Actinopteri; Labriformes; Labridae. The record is from the annotation of a GenBank genome assembly.